GGGAAAGUGGAGCUGGAAAAUCAACAAGCAUUAAUGCUAUUGCAAAUUAUAUGAAGUACACUAGCAUUGAUGAAGCAGCUAGACAGAAUUUUAUUGAUCUUAUUCCAAGCAAGUUUACCCUUGGAGAUGAUUCUGACAAUAUGAUUACUAUUAGUUCAGGCGGAAUUGACGCUAAAGCAAUUGACAAUGAACGAAUGGAAAGUGGAAAAUCAAGCACUAAAGAACCGAAAUCGUAUCUUUUUAAACAAAACAACACCACAGUUCGUUUUAUUGACACACCAGAAGAAACAAUUUCACUUAAUAAUAGUCGAAAGUUUAUUUAUCAAAUGGCUGAACCAAUGGUGGAUUUAAGUCUUAAUCUUGAAAUCAACAUAAAACACAUUCAAAAUCAAGAAAACGAGUUACUUGAUGUUAAUAAAGACAAACUUGAGUUGGCGCGCAGUUUAAAUAUACUCAUUGAUGAUUUAAUCAUGGAUAAAUUACCCUAUCCUACAACCGUUUGCACAGCCAACAAAUGCACAACUAUAAUUGUCAAAGAAAAUGGAAAUCAAGUUACGCACUACGGAACUAGGUGUCAUGAGAACUGCCAGUUAACAGGAGUGGCAAAUAAUGUAACAGGUGAUCGUAUAUUAGAAAACUGCUGGGCAAUGGCUGGUACUGGAAAAUGCGCUAAAAAUCGAACCACCUUUUAUAAGCCUGGAGAUGGUUUGCAAAUCAUGAACAAUCUGUUAAAAGAAGAGUUUCCUAAUGCUCAGUUGGCUUUGAAAUCAAAAGUUAAUUGUUUUUUCAUUGACAAUGAAGCUUACCGCUACCUAGUUGCCAAAAAAGAAGGUUAUCCAUUUAAAAAUUAUCAACUAAAAACAUUUACCGAAGCUUGGAACAUAUCGUCAGCUCAAACUAAUGAUAUGUUGCAGCGCAUUAUUGAGACAACACCGCACAAUUUGAAAACUACUUUUUGGUUAAACAUGGCACAAAAUUUUAUUAUUAAACUUGCCGAUCCAAUUGUGCAGUUGCAACGAACUAUUUUUGCUAAUAUUAACACAAUUAAACACCAAAAAGAAUGUAUCGAAAGUGGAAAUUCAACAAUUGAUUUUUUAAUUAAAACAAUUAAUAUGAAAGUGAUUGAACAAGAAUUUGUUAAUUUGGAAAAACCUAUGACAGUUUGCGCUUCAAAAAACUGUCCUAAAAGUAAAAAUUUAGAACGAAAACAAAAAGUUAAGAAUUUCACUUUGUGUUGCAAAGACUGUCAUGUACAGUAUGUUAAUGAAAAAGAAAAAGGAGCAAAACUACUAAAAGAUUGCAUUAUUUUUAAAAAUAAUGAUAAUAAAUUUUUGAAAAACUGCAAUAAGUGUGGUUGUAGUUUUAAAGAGCACAUGCAGCUUCACCGAGUGCAAAUGGCAGUAGAAAAAGAAGUCGUGAAUCCGGCAAAGCUCAAAGAACUUAAUGAAUUGUUAAAAUCUAAAGAAAAAGACGACAAUCUUUCACAAAGGAUUAUUGAUGUGCUUCAAGCUAAUAUCAAAGAACGAGAAGAAGAGAUGCAAACAAUUCAAUGGGUGGCCUCUCAAUUUGGUUAUUUGCUGAACAAACAUUCUAAUUCGUCUGUAACUCAGUUUAUUGAGCCUUACCUUAAAUUUGUCAUUGAGGAAGAGCAAGUAAAAAUGCAAUCAAUUGAAAAUUACCCAGAUGAUGUUUUUAAAAUGCUAAAAAAUGUAGAAAAUGUUCAGCGUGAAUACUCAGAGUAUAUUGAAAAUUUGCCCGAAGAAAAUAAACAGUUUCUGCAACUAGAAAACAUUGAAACAAUUGCUGACACUUUACGUCAUUUGAAGUUUUCUGGACAUCAAUUUGGAAUGCUAAUAGAUAAAAUUUUAAUUACUAAUGAGCAAGAAGUUUUGAAAAACCAUUUUGAAAGAGUUGGUGUAGACAUGUCGUAA
Rhagoletis zephyria (snowberry fruit fly) is the source of this 1931-nucleotide messenger RNA. The record is from RefSeq and is a predicted model, not a curated record. Lineage: Eukaryota; Metazoa; Arthropoda; Insecta; Diptera; Tephritidae.